Molecule: messenger RNA, 9185 nt
Organism: Coregonus sp. 'balchen'
Lineage: Eukaryota; Metazoa; Chordata; Actinopteri; Salmoniformes; Salmonidae
Source: the annotation of a GenBank genome assembly
AUGAAUCCAUUUGUCUUAAUCAACGUGGCCGGAGCUCUCGCUCUCAGCAUCACCUACAUGCUCAUCGAGAUCAAGUAAGUCCUCCCCUCCGACACGGUGUAAUGGCAUUAGUUGGUGGAUUCGGGGAAGUUAUAAAUCGAGACUGGGGAUGAGGAAGAAUGUGUACUCUGAAUGUGUUCUCACAAAGCCCUUGUCUGCCUGCUGUGUGUGGGACAUCCUUCUGUUACUUAUCAACCUCAAUGAUAACUCCUGACAUGCAGUGCCUUCAGAAAGUAUUCACAACUCCUGACUUUUUCCACAUUUGUUUGUGUUACAGCCUCAAUUUAAAAUUGAUUAAAUUGAUAUUUUGUGUCUGUUCCAUAUACAAUACCCCAUAAUGUCAGUGUUUAAAAAAAUAUAUAUAUAAUGUUUACAAAUUAAUUAAAGGAAUAACUGAAAUUAGUCUAACUAUUCCAACCCCUUUUUAGGCCAACCCUAAAUAAGUUCAGGAGUAAAAAUGUGCUUAACAAGUCACAUAAGUUGCAUGGACUCACUGUGUGCAAUAAGUGUUUAACAUGAUUUUUUAAUUACUACCUCAUCUCUGUACCCCACACAUUCAAUUAACUGUGAGGUCCCUCAGUCAAUCAGUGAAUUUCAAACACCGAUUCAACCACAAAGACCAGGGAGGUUUUCCAAUGCCUCGUAAAGAAAACCACCUAUUGGUAGAUACAAAUAAAUUUUUAAAAGCAGACAUUGAAUAUCCCUUUGAGCAUGUUGAAGUUAUUAAUUACAGUUUGGAUGAUGUAUCAAUACACCUAGUAACUACAAAGAUACAGGCAUCCUUCCUAACUCAGUUGCCGGAGAGGGACAACACGCAAGGAUUUCACCAUGAGGCCAAUGGUGACUUUAAAACAGUUGUAGAGUUUGAUGGCUGUGAUGGGAGAAAACAGAGGAUGGAUCAACAUUGUAGUUACUCCAUAAUACCAACAUAAAUCAGAGUGAAAAGGAAGCCUGUAUAGAAUACAAAUAUUCCAAAACAUGCAUCCUGUUUGCAACAAGGCAGUAAAGUAAAACUGCAAAAAAUGUGGCAAAGAUAUUAACUUUGUCCUGAAUACAAAGCAUUAUUUUUAGGGUAAAUUCAACACAACACAUCACUGAGUACCACUCUUCAUAUUUUCAAUCAUGAUGGUGGCUGCAUCAUGUUAUGGAUAUGCUUGUCUUCGGCAAGAACAAGGGAUUUUUUAGGAUAAAAAGAAACGGAAUAGAGUAAGCACACGCGAAAACCUGGUUGUUUGCUUUCUAACAGACACAUUCACCUUUCAGCAGGACAAUAGCCUAAAACAAGGUAAAACACUGGAGUUGCUUACCAAGACAACAUUGAACGUUUCCGAUUGGCCUAGUUACAGUUUUGACUUAAAUCUGCUUGAAAAUAUAUGGCAAGACCUGAAAAUGGCUGUCUACCAAUGAUCAACAACCAAUUUGACAGUUUGAAGAAUUUUAAAAGAAUGUGCAAAUAUUGUAAAAUCCAAGUGUGCAAAGCUCUAAGACUUACCAAGAAAGACUCACAGCUGUAAUCGCUGCCAAAGGUGAUUCUAACAUGUAUUGACUCAGUGUCACGAUCGUUGAGAGACGUGUCAGACCACAAGGUGCAGCGUGAUAUGCGUACAUAUUUGUUAAGACGACUAAACACUUCACAAAACGUGACGUCCUAUGGGCUAUACACACAACAAGCCAAACAGGAACAUAAACAAGAUCCCACAACUAAGGUAGGCAACCAGGCUACUAAAGUAUGAUCCCCAAUCAGAGACAACGAGCGACAGCUGCCUCUGAUUGGGAAUCACACCCGGCCAAACAUAGAAAUAUCAACAUAGAUCUACAACAUAGAAAUACAAUAACAUAGAUCUCAACAGAAACUCACACCCUGACCCAACCAACAAGAGUUCUCUAGAUCAGGGCGUGACACUCAGAGGUGUGAAUACUUGUGUAAAUGAGUUAUUUCUGUAUUUCAUUUUCAAUACAUUUGCUAAAAUGUCUAUAAACAUGUUUUCACUUUGUCAUUAUAGGGGUAUUGUGUGUAGAUGGGUAAGGGGAAAAAAAUCAAUUGAAUCCAUUUUGAAUUCAGGCUGUAACAACAAAAUGAGGAAUAAGUCAAGGAGUAGGAAUACUUCCUGAAGGCACUGUACAUAGUGUAUAUGCUCCUAACUUUAUAACUUACCAAUAUUAUAUAUUAUGAAGUACCUGAUGCUCUUUCUCUCUGACUACAGUAAUUACAAUGCUGUGGACACAGCCUCGGCGGUGGCCAUCGGCCUCAUGAUCUUUGGCACCAUGUAUCCUAUGAGCGUGUACAGCGGGAAGGUGCUCCUUCAGGUAGGCUAUCCAAACAUGUCCACAGUCUAAACUGAAUUGGAUCGUUGAAUUCUCUGUACGACAUGACGUGGAUCAGACAACUGUACUGUAACUCAACUCAACACUUAUCUCUUGGAAUGAUUGAGAGUUAUGUUCGGUCCGGAUUCUGUUUGGCUUGCACUGUUUGUUGUAAGAGAGUAUGUUAUUUGAUGGAACUUAACUCAUUGACUUAUUGGACUGUGUGCGGUGUUUUGAAUUGAGUUGACUCACAUCUGUUUGCCUUGUGCUCACUCCUCUUUAGACCACUCCAUCCCAUGUCAUCGGUCAGCUUGACAAAUUGCUCAGAGAGGUAAGACUAAGAACACUCAGAUUUGGGUUGAAUAACAUCUGCUUUCAUUUACAGAUGUUUGUGUUGGAAUACAGGAUAUUACAUACAGGAUAAACUGUCAUUUUAAUCUCAAGGAUGGUCAGUCCUUGCAUGUAUUGCUCUGUCUACAAAUGUGAGUGGUUACACUUCUCCAGUGCCAUCCCUCAGGUCUUUUCCAAAAGAAGUGGGGGUGUGGGGGCGGUGAAUGCUUUGUUGUUUUUCCAAUCCAAGAUUGCCGCUUAGAAACAGAACGGGAGGUCAAAUGAGGACAACCCUAGUGAAGUAAAGGGAGGAGAUAAUCCUAAUUAUAACAAUAUAACAAGGGUAAUGUAAUGUGGAUAUAGCGCUACAGUUAGACAUGAAAUCCAUCAUGUUAAUAAUAAGGCAUGUGAGGCGGAAUACAAACUAUUUACAUAAUACAGGGAUAUUUACACAGUGAUCAAACCGUUUACAGCAAACAUGUUAAUUCCUCGUUAAAGGGGCAAUCUGCAGUUGCUUCAUCCAUUUUUUUCCACUGAUAAAUGAAUGAUAUGUACCCAUUAAUUCUUGAAGAAUAUAACUUAUAAAUGCCUCAUGAGCUUAGUUCAACUGCCGUACCCCAUCAGAACCCAACAUAUAAGUUGGGCCUCAAAACAUGGUUAAAACUAUAACUUUGAUAUCAUGGAUGGUCAGUCCUUGCAUCUAUAGCUCUGUCUAUGAAUUUGAAAGUGGUUACAUUUUUCCAGCCCCAUCCCUCAUCUUUUUAACGAAACAGUGGCGGGGACAACACUUUAUUAUUGUUUCAACUGCCCUUUUUAAGGCCCUGCUCAAUGGAAUUACUUUUAAAAAUCUAUUUUGCCCCCCGCUAUUUUUGAUCGCCCAACUCUUAGAUGUGUGAAGCUAUGGUGGUGGAAGGCAAAGUGCGUAGCGAAUGGGGACUUCUCAUCUUUGCUCCUAAUGGCACUCAGUGAUGCGUUUGCGGAGGGUUGUCCUCAUUGACCUCUUUUCUAUUACUAUAGGUCAAGCCCAUCCUAUUGGUUGCACUGCCUAAAGAAGACGGCAAAACGUUUUGCAUGUUACCACAUGCAUUGUAGCCAAUUUUGGUCUCUGUGUUUUAUAUUUUAUAUUUGUUAAGUGUUUUUCACAGUGUGCAACAACUUCCAAUGAUUCCCAACUGCCUUUGGGAUCCUAUCCAUGUUAUAAAUAGAUCUAGUUAUCAUUUUUCCAGACCAUGCCAGUUGACUGGUCCCUACAACCCUUGAUAGGAAGAUGUCAGUCUCAGCCCUCAUGGCCUCUAUCCUGCUGUACUUGCUCUCCCAUCAGGUCUCCACUCUGGAGGGGGUCCUGGAGGUCCGUAACGAGCACUUCUGGACGGUUGGCUUUGGAUCUCUGGUACGUCAUCAUGGUUUUGUCACUGUUGUCCUCAUUGUACCCAGCAGACUCCCAGUGCUAUGCACCACGCUCUGUUAACUCUGCCGGCUCCCUGCACCAGAUGCCAAGAACACAAAGAGAACGCCACUCACCCUCAUCAUUUAGUUUAGUGGCCCCCUUGUUGUUUAUGAACAAUUGGCAAGGAUUUGCUCACUCAAAUUAAAAGGGGACAAGUUUCUCAUGCGUUGCAAUUUCUCUAUUGAUUUAAUUAAGACUUGUUUUUGACUGACAGGAAUGCAUUUCAUUCCAACAACCGACAUCCCUCGCUUAUUUCUAAAUUAUAGGGUUAGGGUGGUAUGAUAAUGUACUAGAUUGCCUUGCACGAGUGUAGUCCCAUGUAUUCCUUUGUGUCCAAGAAGCAUGCUGUGAAUAUCAAAGGUCAGAUGCCAGUUUAAACAGUCCUGUGUCGGUGAGGGGAAAUCUCUGAGCACCGAGCUUCUCGUCUCCUGCCUCUAGGAAGCCAUGUUAUUUGAUUUCAAUUGUGAAGACUGAGUAGGCACACAAAAAUACAUUAGUCUAUGGAGUCAUUCUGGUUUCAUCGAAACGCCUGAGAUGUUAAUUAUUCAGACUGUGGCUCUAAAAAAUUUGCUUCACUUCAGAAUGAAUUAGGGAAUUAAAUACAGAUUCUGUCUGGUCUGCUGCUAUGUUAAAUCUCAUUCAAUGAAAUAACACAUAUUUGCACUCUGCGUAAAAGCAGCGUAAUAUAAUGGUAACAUUAUGCAAUAACAGCAUCACUACUGACAUAUCGAUAAAUAGGCCAGCUUCUUGGCUGUGCUCCUAAUUGCUGUGUGGACUAAGUUUAUCCAGUGGUGUUGCUGCUGUGCCCAGUUGUCACACAGUUCUGAGUUGUUGCCACACUGUUCUCUCCAGACUGUAUGCCCUAGGGUACUGCCAGUAGAGUGAGAGAGAACUAGAGGGAACUAGAGGGAGGGAGGGAGGGAGAGAGAGAGAGGGAGGGAACUAGAGGGAGAGAGAGGGAGGGAACUAGAGGGAGAGAGAGGGAGGGAACUAGAGGGAGAGAGAGGGAGAUGGAGGGAACUAGAGGGAGGGAACCAGAGGGAGAGAGAGGGAGGGAACCAGAGGGAGAGAGGGGGAGGGAACCAGAGGGAGAGAGAGGGAGGGAACUAGAGUGAGAGAGAGGGAGGGAACUAGAGGGAGAGAGAGAGAGGGAGGGAACUAGAGGGAGAGAGAGGGAGGGAGGGAACUAGAGGGAGAGAGAGGGAGGGAGGGAACUAGAGGGAGGGAACUAGAAGGAGGGAGGGAGAGAGAGGGAGGGAACUAGAGGGAGGGAGGAGGAGAGGGAGGGAACUAGAGGGAGGGAGAGAGAGAGAGGGAGCGAGAGGGAGGGAGAGAGAGAGAGAGGAGGAGAGAGAGGGAGGGAACUAGAGGGAGGGAGAGAGGGAGAGAGAGGGGGAGGGAACUAGAGGGAGGGAAUGAGGGGAGAGGGAGGGAGGGAACUAGAGGGAGAGGGAGGGAGGGGAAAGGGGAGAGGGAGGGGAGGGCUAGAGGGAGGGAGGAGGAGGGAACUAGAGGAGAGGGAGGGAGGGAACUGAGAGGAGAGGGAGGGAGGGAGGGAGGGAAACUAGAGGGAGAGGGAGGGAACUAGAGGGAGACGGCGAGGGAGGGGGGAACUAGAGGGGGAGAGAGGGAGGGAGAGGGAGGGAGGGAACUAGAGGGGGAGAGGGAGGGAGGGGAACGAGAGGAGAGGGAGGGAGGGAAUACUAGAGGGAGAGGGAGGGAGGGAACUAGAGGGAGCGAGGGAGGGAGGGAACUAGGGGAGGGAGAGAAGAGGGAGGGAACUAGAGGGAGGGAAACUGGAGGGAGAGAGAGGGAGGGAACUGGAGGGGAGAGAGGGGGGAUGGGAACUGGAGGGAGAGAGAGGGAGGGAACUAGAGGGAGAGAGAGGGAGGGAACUAGAGGGAGAGAGAGGGAGGGAACUAGAUGGAGGGAACUAGAGGGGAAGGGAACGAGAGAGAGGGAACGAGAGAGAGGGAGGGAACUGGAGGGAGGGAGAGGGAGGGAUGGAGAGAGAGGGAGCGAGAGGGAACUAGAUGGAGGGAACUAGAUGGAGGGAACUAGAGGGAGGGAACUAGAGGGAGGGAUAGGGAGGGAGGGAACAUAGGGAGGGGAGGGAGGGAGGGAGAGAGAGGGAGGGAGGGGGGGAACUAGAGGGAGAGAGAGGGAACUAGAGGGAGGAGAGAGAGAGGGGAGGGAAACUAGAGGGAGAGAGAGAGAGGGAGGGAACUAGAGGGAGGGAACUAGAAGGAGGGAGGGAGGAGGAGAGGGAGGGAACUAGAGGGAGGGAACUAGAAGGAGGGAGGGAGGAGAGAGGGAGGGAGAGACUGAGAGGAGGGGAGGAGAGAGGGAGGGAGAGAGAGGGAGGGAACUGAGGAGAGGAGGGGAGAGAGAGGAGGGGACUAGAGGAGGAGAGAGGGAUGGGAGAGAGAGGGAGGGAGAGAGAGAGAGAGAGGGAGGGGAAACUAGAGGGAGGGAGAGAGAGGGGAGAGAGGAGAGGGAGGGGGAGAGGGGGGAGGGAACUAGAGGGAGGGAACAGAGGGAGAGGAGGGAGGGAAACUAGAGGAGAGGGGGGAGGGAACUAGAGGGAGAGGGAGGGAGGGGGGGAACUAGAGGGAGAGAGAGGGAGGGGGGAACUAGAGGGAGGGAACUGGAGGGAGAGAGAGGGAGGGAACUGGAGGGAGAGAGAGGGGGAACUGGAGGGAGAGAGAGGGAGGGAACUAGAGGGAGAGAGAGGGAGGGAACUAGAGGAGAGAGGAGGGAGGGAACUAGAUGGAGGGAACUAGAGAGAGGGAAACGAGGAGAGAGGGAGGGAACUGGAGGGAGGGAGAGGGAGGGAGGGAGAGAGCAGGGAGCGAGGAGGGAACUAGAUGGAGGGAACUAGAUGGAGGGAACUAGGAGGGAGGGAACUAGAGGGGAGGGAUAGGGAGGGAGGGAACUAGAGGGAGGGAGGGAGAGAGAGGGAGGGGGGGGAAACUAGAGGGAGGAGCGAAGGGAAACUAGAGGGAGAGAGGAGAGGAGGGGAGGGAACCUAGAGGGAGGGCGGGGGGGGAACUAAGGGAGAGAGAGGGAGGGAACUAAAGGGAGAGAGAGGGAGGGAACUAGAGAGAGAGGGAGGGAACUGGAGGGAGGGAGGGAACUGGAGGGAGGGAGGGACGGGGGAGGGAGGGAGGGGGGAAACUGGAGGGAGAGAGAGGUAUGGAACUAGAGGGAGGGGGGAGAGAACUAGAGGGAGGGGGGGAGGGAGAGAAACUAGAGGGAGGGGGGGGAGGAGAACUAGGGGGAGGGGGGGGGAGAGAACUAGAGGGAGGGGGGGGGGAGAACUAGAAGGAGGAGAGGGAGGAGAACUAGAAGAGGAGAGUGAGAACUACGAGGGAGGGGGGGGGGGAGAGAGAACUAGAAGGAGGAGAGUGAGAACUAGAAGGAGGAGGAGAGGGAGAACUAGAGGGAGGGGGGGGGGGAGGGAGAAAACAGAGGGAGCGGGGAGGAGCUGAGGGAGGGGGAGAGAGAACUAGAGGGAGGGGGUGGGGAGGAACUAGAGGGAGGGAAGUGGCGGAGGAGAACUAGAGGGAGGAGUGGGGGAGAGGAGAACUAGAGGGAGGGAGGGGGGGAGAGAACUAGAGGGGGAGGGAGGGGAGGGAGGGAGGAGAACUAGAGGGAGGGAGGGAGGGAGGGGGAGAGAGGAGAACUAGAGGGAGGGGGGGAGGGAGAGAACUAGAGGGAGGGAGGGAAGAGGAAGACUAGAGGUAGGGAGGGAGGGAGAGAACUAGAGGUAGGGAGGGAGGGAGAGAACUAGAGGGAGGGAGGGAGGGAGGAGAGAGAACUAGAGGGAGGGAGGGAGGGAGGGAGGGAGAGAACUAGAGGUAGGGAGGGAGGGAGAGAACUAGAGGGAGGGAGUAGAGGAGGGAGGGAGGGGAGAGAAACUAGAGGGAGGGAGGGAGGGAGGGAGGGAGAGAACUAGGAGGGAGGGAGGGAGAGAAUAGAGGAGGAGAGGGAGGAGAGAAACUAGAGGGAGGGAGGGGGAGGGAGGGAGAGAACUGAGGGAGGUAGGGAGGGAGGAGGGAGGGAGAGGAGGGGAGAAUGAGAGGUGAGCGGGAGGUAGGGAGGGAGAGAACUGAGAGGAGGGGGAGGGUAGGGAGGGAGAGAACUAGAGGGAGGGAGGGAGGGAGGAGAGAACUAGAGGGAGGGAGGGAGAGAUGAGUAGGAGGGAGGAGGAACUAGAGGUAGGGAGGGAGGUAGGGAGGGAGAGAACUAGAGGGAGGGAGAGAACUAGAGGGAGGGAGGGAGGUAGGGAGGGAGGGAGAGAACUAGAGGUAGGGAGGGAGGUAGGUAGGGAGGGAGAGAACUAGAGGGAGGGAGAGAACUAGAGGGAGGGAGGGAGGGAGGGAGGGAGAGAACUAGAUGGGGGGGAGAGAACUAGAGGGAGGGAGGGGGAGAGAACUAGAGGGAGGGAGGGAGGAUGUAGAGUAAAUAAAGACUGUCUCUUUAACUCCUCCUCCACCUGCUUUGUGUCCAGGCUGGAUCCGUCCACGUCCGAAUACGCCGGGAUGCCAACGAGCAGAUGGUGCUGGCCCAUGUGACCAACCGCCUCUUUCCCCUCGUGUCCACGCUGACGGUUCAGAUUUUCAAGGAUGACUGGAUCCGGCCUUCCCUCGUGGCCGAGGCGCUCCCAGCCGGCACACUCAGACCUUCUGACUACGGGGGCCUGUCCAGCUUCGUCCCCCCUCCCCACAAACCCUUGGAGGACAUGGAUCGGCUCACCUCCACCCCAUCCAAACCCAGCAGCCCACCGCCAGAGUUCUCCUUCAACACCCCGGGGAUGCAUGUCCACCCCAUGGUGCUACCCAGCACCCAGCCUCACAGGCCUUACGUCAUGGGCCUCAACUACGGAGCCUCCCCUUACACCAGCAUGCUCAACCAGGACCUAGCCCGGCCGGGAAGUGGGUUGGGGAUGAACCUGGGAAUGGGUGCAGGGAUGCCUUCGUCACAACAAGGUUUCAGAACUGCCUUGGGUGCAGCGCCACAGCGAUUUGGAAGCAUCCCUCUCCCAUCACAGUACAGACCCUGA